Molecule: messenger RNA, 885 nt
Organism: Knipowitschia caucasica
Lineage: Eukaryota; Metazoa; Chordata; Actinopteri; Gobiiformes; Gobiidae
Source: the annotation of a GenBank genome assembly
AUGAGGCCAGCGUGCGCCCGGCCGCAGAAGGCAGGUCUGAUCCGCACGGACAGUGGGGAGUUCUUCAUCGAGCCUCUGGAGAAGGGCCAGCAGGGAGUGGAGCAGAAAGGCCGGGUCCACGUGGUCUACAGGAGGUCUGCGAUCAGGAGAGACCCCGCCCACAGGGACAGGGGGGAGGAGCUACACAACGAGGUGGCAGACUUUGGUAUUGCCGAGUUGCCGCGAGCACUGGACCUGGUGGAGCACAAGCUGUCGGAGUCGGAGCGGAAGCGGCGACACGCGAGGAGAGAGGACUACAACAUUGAGGUGCUGCUGGCGGUGGACGACUCGGUGGUUCGCUUCCACGGAAAGGAGCACGUGCAAAACUACGUCCUCACGCUCAUGAACAUUGUGGAUGAGAUUUACCAUGACGAGUCCCUGGGAGCCAACAUCAAUAUCGUGCUGGUGCGGAUGAUCAUGGUGGGCUACAGGCAGUCCAUCAGUCUGAUCGAGCGUGGGAACCCGUCUCGCUCUCUGGAGCAGGUCUGCCGUUGGGCCAACACGCAGCAGAGGCGAGAUCCGGAGCACGCCGAGUACCACGACCACGCCAUCUUUCUCACCAGGCAAGAUUUCGGUCCCGCAGGUAUGCAAGGAUACGCUCCGGUGACGGGGAUGUGCCACCCGCUCAAGAGCUGCACCCUGAACCACGAGGACGGAUUCUCCUCGGCCUUCGUGGUGGCGCACGAGACCGGCCACGUGUUGGGCAUGGAGCACGAUGGUCAGGGCAACCGCUGUGCAGACGAGACGACCAUGGGCAGCAUCAUGGCUCCCCUGGUGCAGGCCGCCUUCCACCGCUACCACUGGUCCCGCUGCAGCAAGCAGGAGCUGCACCGGUACAUCCAGUGA